GGAAGAUUAAUCCAUCCUUAGCCUCCGGUCUUACAGUCUCCUCACAGACGCUACCUCUGUUCACUGCAGGCAUGCAUUUGCCUGUCAGCAACUAAACCUGUUCUAACUGGGACAUUUCAUACCAGGAUUUGAUUUGAUUGCUUUACAUUUGAUUCACGCUUCAUUCAUCUGCAAAAAUGACUAUCAGAACAGCGCGCCCAAACCGGGCACAACAUUUCCAGCCCUGUUUGUAUUGCCUCAAAAAGCUGGAGUCGAUUUUGCUAGAAAUGCAGGACCCAAAAAGUGGAGUUAAAGGUACAGAGCAGAAGCUCAAUAUCACUACCAUCCCACAUGUCAUUGCUGGAGGCUUUACAUAUAUUCCCCAAAAUGACAGCAGAUCCUGUGGAAUCUGGAGUUGUCAAAGUUCACCUUGGUGGGGAGGGCUACAACCGCAAGACUCUCAACCGAGUCAAGAGGAGCAUUCCUAAGCAGCAGCCUUCACUACACUCAAGGAACAUAUUGGCUGGCGCUUCUGUCUAGUUAUUCUAGGUAUAAUUCAAGUGUCUGUGAUUGGCUGUGGGGUUCUCCUUCUUGCAAUCAUCAUCGAGCCAGAACCUUUAAAGAAAAAUGAUGACGAGACGCUCUCCGUGUAAGAGAUGCAGGCUGUUUACGAGCUGGAAAAUGAACAAACCAGAACCUCCAUCAGUUCGGACAUCUCCCAAGGUUCACAGGACUCUGGUGUCACCUCCCUGUCUGCCUCAAAUGUAGACCUGAGACAUGCAGAAGGAGAAACCAAAGCUCUGAUGGAGUGGAAGGACAAAGUGCCGGACAAAGACGGUGAGGACAUAUCACUGUCCAUGCCUUCUGCUCAAGUCAGUGAGGACAAGGGGGAACUGGCAGAGCUAGAUGGGGGCCCUGUAAGGUUCACAGGUUCCAAACUUCUGGACUUCUCUGUCCUUAAAGACCCUGGCUUCAUCUGUUACUCCCUUUUUGGUCUAUUCGCCACUCUUGGCUUCUUUGCGCCACAGCUCUACAUCAUUGAACUGAGCAAAAGCAGGGGUGUGGAAUCCACCAUGGCCUCCUAUAUGCUGUCUGUGAUGGCUGUGGCUGAUAUCUUCGGCCGCUUGUUCAUCGGAGUGGUGCUAAACAAAGUCCGAUUCAGAAAGACCUUGGUGUUGUUGGGGUGUGUGGUUCUGAUGAGCUUGGUUCUGGUGGCCUUCACUAUCGUGUGGGAGUUCUGGGGUUUGGCGAUCUGCUCCGGCUUCUUUGGCUUCAUCAUGGGCACUGUGGGCUCCACGCACAUUCCCAUGCUGGCUGAAGAGGAUGUCGUGGGCAUCGAGAAGAUGCUGUCAUCUGUGGGAGUGUAUGUUUUCAUUCAGAGCUUUGCUGGACUUGCUGGACCACCGCUGGGAGGUAUGCUGGUGGACAUCACUGACAACUAUGGUGCUGCUUUCUACUCCUGUGCAGCAGGCACAGGUCUUAGCGCCAUCUGUCUGGCUCUGGUUGGCCCUGCCAAGUCUAGAGCGUGCCAAAGAGUGAGCAGAGUCCAAGAGAAUGCAGAAGAGGUGAAAAUAUCUCAGAAUAGUGACCAGUCCGACUUUUUGGAGGUGGACUUGGCCCCAGAAGACAGUCCAAUUGGACAGGGUGAGGAUCAGGACAGCUGCGUUAUUUGAGCCCAACCACAGCGUGGCAUCACAAUGGACAGAAGUGUCAACCAAACAAGUGCAGAUGUACUGCAGGAGGCGUCAUUGCCACAAACACCAGUGACGGCUGGAAAAUCUCAGGUGUCGCAUUUCCACUUUUCAGCAAACUUGAAAUUCACUUCUUCCAGUGAAGAAAACAAUCUUAUAUGAGACCAAUGAAACAUCCGUGAGCACGUCCACACUUUUCUGUCUGUUUAGGGUAAAACCUUUCUUUCACAAUGUGUGAAUUAUAUAGAGAACUGCUAUCAUGAUGUAACUCCGGGUUUAGCCUCUGUUCUGUGAGCUUUACUUAAUGCAACCAUUCAGCAACGUUUCAUGAAAAGAUAGCACAUCGACUCUUAACAUUUCAAGAAACCUUCAUAUUGAUCACUUUGUGAAUAUAUCAAAAACUACAGGUUCCAUUUGGUAAAACCAGCCUGGGUACAUCUUUAUAGCUGUGUCCCAAAACCUAUGUCGCAUCCUUCGGAGGCCGCAUUUGAAGGCUGAUUAUGUCACAGCGACGUGACGAAGGCUGUCCAAAUGCAGCCGAGAAAUGGGUCCUUCAUUUCCCCGGAUUUGAAGGGUGUGUCCUUCAUGCCCCAACCUAUCCCAGAAUUCAUAGCGCGGCCCAGCCAAUUCCAAUUUUCAACAAUGGCAGCUGCUACUAAGUUUUAAUAUUACUCUUAUUACUCUUUCUGGGUAAUAACAGUAAUAUUACUCUUAUUUUUCUUUCUGGGUCACAAAAUAAACUUUUAACAUAUUUUCAGGCGAGAAUGUAGCUGUGUAAGCUUCAAAUAUCAGUUCGGUUUAUGAAGACAUCACAUAUUUGCAAAAGCGCUCCGAUGUUUUCAGAGACGUCUGUUACCCACCAGCUUGAUAGCUGACCAGGAGGUCAAGGGUCACUAGAGCUGGCGAGAACACCGAAAUCCCGGCACAUCGUUUUCAAACCCACCGCAGUCUUUGGCUACUCAGGUUAAACAUGAUAUACAAGUCACAGACGGCUGAGUUUAUUAAACUCCGCCGAGACAGCGGUGAUGCAAAACUGAAGGCUAGACGGUCCAAUUUCACAGCCUUGCACUUCCGGCCUUCUCGGUCUUUGGAGGACCCGGCCCACGUAGACCGCAAAGGACGGGUCCUUUGAAGGAUGCAGCCUAGGAAUUGGGACACAGCUUAUAUCAUUGGUUUUGUCUGUGUUUCGAAACCUCACUAGAUUAGCGUACAUUUAAUAAUUACUACUAAAACAUUUUUUCCAAGCCACAUGACCAGUGGUUGUUCCAAAGCAUGCUUAGAAGUGUUUGGAACCAGACCAAACGUUCUCCUUCUUACUUGAGCUCUGUAUUGAGGCCCAGUACACCCGCCGCAGUGGUUGCUUCACUCGCCGCCGCAGCCUUGUCUCACAGUCAGUUGUAUUUCAAAACCAGAAGCCAAGACUUCAUCGAGUGUUUUAUUGCAAAGUUUUUUUCCACACUUGUUUUUUUUCUACCUGUUACAACAUCUCAGCUUCUGUACUGGAAUAUGAUUCAAAUGGCGGUACAAAGCGACCCGAUCCCAGCUGCAGCAGGCGCAGUGCAAUGCACAAAGUUACAAAAAGCAAGAGGUGCACGGCUGGCCAAAGUGCUGCAAAGAUUCUGUCACGUGACACGUGAUGUCAUAAUUAGUGCGUGACACAGCGAGGAUAAUGGGGGCAUUCGUUUCUGCUAACGUUGGCUCGAUGUGCCUGUCUCAGGAAAGGAGCUGCGUUGUUAACUUUCCCAUAUUCACACAAACUGUUCUCAUGAAAGCCCCAAAGGGGCUGUUUCAUUCCUGCUGAGCACAGGUUUUUGGACCCAUUCUUGAUGCCCACAUGAUAGGAUCACUUCAGAAAAGUUGGAACUUGCUCCUCGUGGCUUUAAAUCACUGAUGUGUCUGUAUGAAGGACGAUUUCCACUGCUGCUAAAGUGGACCAGAAAUGCAGUUCUGCAGUCUAAACACAACGCCUGGCUCCUCUCUGAUGGUUUUACGCACAUUCAUUUAACUUAUUUUUUAUUGACUGCUUUCUCACAUGAUGUUAUCCAUAGCAACACUGCAAGUACAGCAGCAGUGUUCCCUGAUAGGUUGGCUGAACUGAAGCACCAGCUGGUCUGUGCAUCUGGAGCUUUGAAUGAUGGAAAAGCUGCAGAUUGUGGGAUUAAGUUAUGAUGAGAAUCAGCACCACUUCACAUCCCUAAUUGUGCUUUGUGUAAACCUGUUGUCCUUAUAUUAUCAUGAUAUGAUCCUAUUGAUGUACUGUAGAAUUACCUUGUACACAUGAGGCCAGUGGUGAUACAGCAGAAGUGAAGGUUUGCAGUGUUUUUUGUUUGUUUGUUUUUGGCCAGUGUCAUGGUUGAUGAAAUGCAAAGUGCACAGUGUAUAAUAGUCGUCUAUGUAUGCAAAGCUGUGACAGACAGAUUUGAUUGGAGAGAGACGUUCAUUGAAGCACCUCUCCCUUCCUUCUGCAGGCUCACAUUGUCUCUACACCCAUCACAGCCUGACUUGAAUACUUUAAUCACUGUAUCCUUUUUAUUUAAAGUGUUUCGGAUGUUGAUUGAAUCCGUUUGUUUUUUACCUUUCUUCUGUUUAGGUCUUUUUUUUAUCUGAGUACAAAGCAGGGUCCUGCCUAUUCAAUGCUGUAUCACUCUCAUGAUAUAUUUUCCAAAUAAAACCUUGAAACAUC
Pelmatolapia mariae (spotted tilapia) is the source of this 4353-nucleotide messenger RNA. Its product is annotated as monocarboxylate transporter 7-like. The transcript is spliced from 5 exons. Gene Ontology annotation, cellular component: plasma membrane. Gene Ontology annotation, biological process: transmembrane transport; monocarboxylic acid transport. Gene Ontology annotation, molecular function: monocarboxylic acid transmembrane transporter activity. The coding region runs from base 636 to 1652 and encodes 338 amino acids. The record is from RefSeq and is a predicted model, not a curated record. Lineage: Eukaryota; Metazoa; Chordata; Actinopteri; Cichliformes; Cichlidae.